GGCGUUUGACCGGUGCAGCACUUUGCCAGGCGUUUCCUAGCAACGGGAGAAGCGAGAUGGCGGCGGAGUGGGGUCCCGGGCGGACUUUCACGUUCAGACAUCUGAGCGAUAAGGUCAUCAGCUUCCCCCAGGACGGCAAAAUCAAAGAGCAUUUCAUAAAGUGGUCAAUGCAUGGAAGGAUUGCUGUACAUGUUUUCUGUUUUGAUGAGUGUUUUCAUCCUUAUGAUAAGGAUGAUUUUGCAACGGCAUUUUUCCAGGAUCCUAAUGUUUUGGAAAAUCUGAAGAUUUUGCCACCUUCAUCUUGUCAAUGGACAACACUGGGGGCUGAUGUUAAGAAAGUGGAGACUGAAGCUGUUCCUUGUACCCAGCUAUCUAUGACAUUCUUUGACCGUUUGUACAGUGAAGGAAUUGUACGAGACACAGGGCACAUUGCCAAGUGUUAUGAUGAAGUCUAUGAGGAUUUUACAAUCGCUGACAAGCUUCGACAGGUAUUACUGCUGGAAGAUUCUGACGAUUAUGAAAUAUUCAACAAGGCUGAUCGUGAGGAAUUUCUCUUUCGGAUCUUCAAACACCUCUGCCUGGGUGGAGCGUUCUGUCAGUAUGAAGAUAUGAUUGAUGUUUAUUUGGACAUUACCAAAACAAUAUACAAGGAAUUAGUCAGUGUGCAGAAGGAUCCUCGUACAAAACUUAUCAGCAUUGUCUCCACAGUGUUCAAAGUUACUGCUUAUGAUGAUUAUGGCAUAUGUUAUCCUUCCACCACGGAGCAUGAACAAACUUUUGCCUAUCUGAUUGUGGAUGCAAUAAAGCGUCAUGUACAUGUAUUUUACCAUUCCUUUGGAGGAGGGUUAUUUACAGAUCCUUGUGAUUAACAGUUACAUUGCUGGAUCAGCACACUUAUUAUGGAUUAUUCAACUGAAGACUUGCUGUAUAUGUUAUGAAGGCAAGCAAAGGAUUAUUUGUUCCAAUAUUUGAGACUGUUUCCUUUCCAGCUUUCUUUUCCUGUUUUUGUAUUUGAUUAGGAUAUAAAUCAGAUAAAAAAUGCAAAAUGCAAUUUUUAAAAAAAAAUCCUUCAGGAUAUUUACUUAGCUAUUUAAAUGUGAUAGUUUUGUUCUGUUAGAUAAUUUAUAAAGUAGUACAUUUAGAAUAGAUUUCUAGAAUGUUAACAAUUAUUUAUUUUUGUUCUAUAUCGUUGCUAAA
Callorhinchus milii (elephant shark) is the source of this 1197-nucleotide messenger RNA. It is a transcript of the gene cfap300, whose product is annotated as cilia and flagella associated protein 300. The coding region runs from base 57 to 869 and encodes 270 amino acids. NCBI's taxonomy places the organism in Eukaryota, Metazoa, Chordata, Chondrichthyes, Chimaeriformes, Callorhinchidae. The record is from RefSeq and is a predicted model, not a curated record. The transcript is spliced from 7 exons.